Molecule: messenger RNA, 2933 nt
Organism: Branchiostoma floridae (Florida lancelet)
Lineage: Eukaryota; Metazoa; Chordata; Leptocardii; Amphioxiformes; Branchiostomatidae
Product: telomere length regulation protein TEL2 homolog
Exons: 24
Coding region: 115-2865 (916 amino acids)
Biological process (GO): protein stabilization; telomere maintenance via telomerase
Cellular component (GO): cytosol
Molecular function (GO): Hsp90 protein binding; telomeric repeat DNA binding
Source: RefSeq, a predicted model, not a curated record
CCGGAAGUGAAGUGGACUGCAAGCCGAUGCUUUGCCAGAGAGGCGCCAAAAUUGGAUGGUUCCGUCGCAUGUGACUGCAACCUAACCAACUAAGAAAGUAAGAACAACAUCCAAAUGUCUGGAGACACAAAACUUCAGGUUAGACAGCUAGUCUGGGAAGUCCAGAACACUCUCUCUACAUCUAAGAACCCCUCAGAAGUCUCACAAGGUCUUCUAAGACUCUCAGUGCUUCUUCCUCAUGACAAAACUUCCAAAAACCAAGACUUUCCGGACUCGGAACUUCCUGAAGCAAGGAAGGAGUUUUCACUGCAUCACUAUGUGAGUUUCCUGGAGUUUUUGAUCAGUAAGCUGUCGGUUGAUUGGUUGGGAAGGUUGGGAGAAGAGAGAGGAAGAGAACUGCUUGACCGCUUCUUUCUGGAUGGAGUACACCAGGAUGCUUUCAUUGUGCUCACCUCUGCUGUUCAGAAUACAAGCCCAAGCUACAAACAAGACAAGUGCGUCUCUCUACUGGAGCAGUUUCUCACACAGAACAAGAUGACAUCCAUGUUCUGGGAGCAGUGCAAUACCAUAGCUACAGGUCACAUGAUCCAGACCAACCAAUCAGACAGCAGGAGGCAACCGAGGGUGCACAAUGCAUUGUGGGAGGAGCUGGUGACGAUUUUGGCGACCCUUCCAGACAGGAUGGCCAACAAAUUACAGCAGCGAAAUCGUCCUGCCUUUUCUCCAGAGCAGUAUUUCCAGUCUCUCGCUCUGAGCAUGUGGGAGACUUUGGAGAAAGUUUACAGUGCUAUCAAAGCUUCCCAGGACUGUUCCAUGGCCUUUCUGCAGCUGUUGUUGGGGAAACUGUGUCUUCAGGGGCAUGCAGGUCUAGUUUUGGGAGUCCUGCUACCCAAACUAACCAGACAGACACGUCAGGACUUCGUGUGGCAGCGGGUCAGCUGUCUACUCCUCACAGGUGUGCAGGACAGGUGUGUGGAGAGCCUGGUGGUGCAGCUGCUCACACAGGUGUCAUGUGCUCAAACAGGUGUCAUGGUGAGUACACAGGUGUGCAGGACAGGUGUGUGGAGAGCCUGGUGGUGCACCUGGUCACACAGGUGUCAUGGUGAGUACACAGGUGUGCAGGACAGGUGUGUGGAGAGCCUGGUGGUGCACCUGGUCACACAGGUGUCAUGGUAUGGCACCCUGUCCAGACUUUUGGGAGAUGGAGUCCUCAGGAGUCAGAAGCUGAAGUACAUCCUAACGCACAAGUGUCUCCUCAUCAGGCAUUAUGAACAGGAUCGAGUGGUACAGAAUAUUAUGGGCUACCUGGCAGACUCACCAACCAGGAGACACCUUCUUAUUGAGACAUUAGUGAAAGUGUUAGAAGUCUGGAGUGACUCCAGUGCCAUCAAACACACCUCCUAUGACCAGCAUGCGUACCUGUCUAAAGCCAUACUGGCAGGACUCUCACAUCUCAACAGCAAGGAAAAACAGGAACACAAGCAAGACUUCAUUAGAAGACUUCUGGAGGGAGUACAGCAUCACAUAGACAGUCCUGUCAUUAAGAUUCGUCGUCUGGGCAUGAUUGUGGCAGAAAGUGUGACAAAGAUGGUGGAUCCUGAUGGACAGAAACUCAAAUUCGAGUAUGAGGAAGACGAGGAAACUUCAAGACUACUUUCUCUCCUCAUGCCUCCUUCUGACCCUGGAGAUGAACUUGAAGGAGAUAUGGAAACAGAAGAAGUCUUGAUGAGUAAAACCUCACUGCCACAGAAGGAGGGUACUACCAGAACAUCUGGUCAGGAAGGGAAGGUGACAUCAUCUCAAAGCAAGGAGGGUUCUGACUCUGAGUUAGACAGUGAUGAUGACCUUGAGCCAUAUGACAUGCCAGAAGACACUAAGAUGUCCAAGGUCAAGUCACCUGUCUACAUCAGAGACUGUCUCGAUGGUCUCAUAGCCAAUGAGGAUGCAGACAGAGUUGAGGCAUGUCUCUCUGUGUGUGAACAACUGGUGAGAAGACAACCUGACAACUUAGAAGAGGUCUGUGUGGAACUGGUGAAAAUUCUGCUGCAUCUACAGAACAGUUUUGCUAUCCCAGAAUUUACCAGGCUCAGAAGAAGCGCCAUGGUGGCCACAACGGUCUUCUGUCCUUUGCAGGUUUCUCAGUAUCUUACCAGUGAGUUCUACGCACCAAACUACACUAUAAUUCAAAGGCUGGAUAUGUUAGAGGUUUUAGUUGGUGCAGCCCAAGAACUUUCACAGCCAAUGGAACAGAAGAAGGCCACGAGACCAGAACCUCUGGUACAGCUACUCCCUACCCCUGAUGAUCAGUCUAGGGAACCCCAACACUGGAGGGAAGUUGUACAGAAGAGGAUAGAGAAGAAGACCAGGAGAUUUGCAAAGGGAGCCAGCAAGCCUGACCCAACACCAGUACCAAACAAGUUCCACACUGUGGCUGGGCACUUCUUUUUCCCACUUCUCAAGAACUAUGACAGUCGUCAGAACACCCUGGACAUGUUAGGAGAGGAUACCCUGGUGCUUGGUAGACUGGUGUACUCAUUAGGGGCAAUACUGUAUGCUGCUGCAAACACUAUGGUUGCAAGACAAAUGUCCAAAACUCUACUUGAGUUUGUCUGGGUACUACGCUUCCACACAGAACCGUAUGUCAGGCAAUCGUUAUUGUUUGCUGUUUCCAUGGUGAUCCUGAGUGUCCCCGCCCAUGUCUUGACCUCUGACCUCCAGGAGGAGAUAUUUGAAGGACAGCAAUGGCUACAAGAUGUGUUGGAGAAAGACACUGAUGCAGAAUGCCAGAAACUGGCAGUGCAGACUCUGAUGUUGCUGCAGAACACACUCCAACAGGAGUUGGGUGGAGGAAAUACUCAGCAAUAGCUACAAGUACCAUAUAAGCAACUGGUGGAGAAGAGUAUACAAACUUUUUAAGAUGGAUACCAUUCUCC